AUGGACAUGAUUCUCAAGGGUUGUAAGAUUCACACUUCGGUUAGAAAGACUCUUAUAUACCGAUUUCAAUCUUUGCUAAGUGAAGGAUGUGUAUAUCAGAUUUCGUUUUUUAGUGUUGGUGAAAGCGGUCAUGAUUUACAUCCAACCUCACAUCCAUUCAAGAUCAACCUUCAUAUGGAUACUUUUGUGCGAUUGGUUCCCAACAAGGCUAUCAACUUAAGCCCUUACAAUUUUGUGCCACUCUCUGAUAUAAUGUUUAAGGACAUUGAUACAUGUGAUUGGAAUUCUCACCGGUGCAACUGGGUUCGGGUUGAAUGCACCUUUUUUGGCAAGUAUGUUGCUGAAGUCGUAGGUUAUCUUGCAUCGGGAGAUGCAACAAAUGUUGUUGUGGUAAGACAAGUCUCCAAAAUGUUUAUGGGGCUACAAGGGUUCUUUUUAAUCCUCUCACGCAAGAAGCUGCCCCUUUCUGAGCUCGCCCGCUGCAGGACUCGGCAAAAAAAAUCUACCCCUGAAGAUGAUUUCCUAAAACAUAGUGAUGAAAAAACCAUUGAGCAACUCAAAGAUCUUGCUGAGUAUAUUGCCGAGGGUAUGGAUUGGUGUUACCCUGCGUGCAAAUGUAGCAAGAAGGAGGCUACUGCGCUUCUAGGCAAAUCCUGUGCAGAUCUGCUUGAAACUAUUGGUUCUGAUCCUUGA
Lotus japonicus is the source of this 693-nucleotide messenger RNA. RefSeq lists its product as uncharacterized. The record is from RefSeq and is a predicted model, not a curated record. The transcript has 9 exons. Bases 1 to 693 code for a protein of 230 amino acids. NCBI's taxonomy places the organism in Eukaryota, Viridiplantae, Streptophyta, Magnoliopsida, Fabales, Fabaceae.